GCCUUGAGACAGAUCAUUACUGCAGAAGUGAGGCGGGAACAAGCUGACCCAUUCACUUGACUAACAUAUUCAGGAAACAGAAUAUUUACAUUCUGUCUAUUUUUUUCUGCCUUCCUUUCCUCCCACAGCUCUCCCCCUCUCCUCUUCAAGGUGUCGUGCACGCGCUCACUAGGCUGCUAUUAAAUGGGCGGACUGUAGGCGCGGUCACGUCCACAGCGGCUCCGGUGGUGACUGUCACAUAAAAGUGCGCGUCCCAGCGGCCGGCCGACGGACUGCGAGACCGGAUCGGACCUGACAGACACCGGGGAUCUGAACCACCGCUCAUAACACAACAAAACCAGCCGCAACAGCUUGAAGGCGACUUGAUCAGCUGACGUCCGCUGUUGACAUCACCUCAAAGUUUCCCAGACAGCCAUCCUCGGUAGCCUCCACCUUAGGCUACUGUAGCCUGCCUUGCGUGGGAUGCUGGAGAGUGGGAGAGCAGGAGGGGAGAUUUGAUGCCAACAGUAAAAGAGGUGUGGCAUUUCUAGUCAAUCAUGGGGGAUUCAAUAUUCAACUGCUGUUAUGUCCCACCCCAUCCCCCAGGCGAGGGGGAACUCAACGGGUCCAGGCGCUCAGAGAUCAUGGCCUCCAAUUCAUCGAACAUCUCCUCCGACAAGCGCUUCCUCAUCUUCUUUGACUUCGAUGAGACCAUCGUGGAUGAAACCAGCGACGACCUAGUGGUGCAGGCCGCCCCUGGUCAGCACCUCCCGGGCUGGCUGAAGGACACCUACCAACCCGGCCGCUACAACGAGUACAUGCAGCGCGUGCUGACCUACCUGGCGGAGCAGGGCGUCACAGAGAGCGACAUGCGCAGCAUCAUGGAGAAGAUACCGGCCACCCCCGGCAUGAUCACCCUCUUCCAGUUCCUCCGCACCCGGCCCCCGCAGGACUUUGAAGUGGUGCUGUUGUCCGACGCCAACACCUUCUUCAUCGAGUCCUGGCUCCGGCGUGCCGGUGCGCGCCCACUCUUCCACCGGAUCUUCAGCAACCCGGCCACCUUCAACAAGGAUGGCCGGCUGGUGAUGCGGCCCUUUCACUCCCACGACUGCGCGCGCUGCCCCAGCAACAUGUGCAAACAGGUGGUCGUCAGGGACUAUGUGGCUCGAAGGACGCAGGAGCGGGGUCGUCCGUACCAGAGGGUCUUCUACGUGGGGGACGGAGCCAACGACUUCUGCCCAGCGCUCUCCCUCGGGGCCCGGGACGUGGCUUUCCCACGACGGGAUUUCCCCAUGCACCGGCUGAUCACGGAGACGCAUGAAGCCAUGCCCGGGGAGUUCAAGGCUGUCACGGUGCCGUGGGUUAGCGCGGAGGAAGUGGUGCAGAGGCUGAGGAAGCUGGUGGCAGAGUAGCCUAGGCUAGAGGGGUGCACACAGAGACAGAAAGGAGAGCAGUAAGGGGCCAAUUGACACUUUUAGUCAUAUUCUCAGGUAAAAUAGUCUAUAGGCUAUAUAAAAACAUUUAGAAGUAGGAGUAUGAGUUUGUCUGUAUUUGCAUAAUAAAUACCAUAAAUUCAAUGGGACAUGGUGCUUUUAAGUGUUAAACUGUGUCAAUUGAGAAACCUCAGUAGCAAUACUAUUUAAAAUGGUAUGGGUGCUUAUGUUAAUCAAGUGAUGGGUUGCUCUUUAAUAACAAGUGUGUUUUCUUAUCUGCACUUUUUAAAAAUAUGAAUUGUGAAAUAAGUCUCAAUACAGGAAUCUGAGUAGCCUACACUGUCAUCUGAUGGGCAUUUCAACAGAUCUACAAGAUGACCAAACAGUAUUUUUUUGUAUCAACAUGCUUCUCAGAGAAUACCCUAUCUCUGAUUUAGGAAUUUAUGACAAUGCUCUAUGGUUGUUUAUUUGUUUGUUUGUUUGUUAUUUUAACUUGUUUAUCAGUCUGUUGUGUCUUUACUGUGUAGGCCAGGCCUACUGAAAGAAAUAUGAACACCAGCAGGAAUAAAGCCAUCAACUGAAA
This is a messenger RNA of Sander lucioperca (pikeperch), 1995 nucleotides long. It is a transcript of the gene phospho1, whose product is annotated as phosphoethanolamine/phosphocholine phosphatase 1. NCBI's taxonomy places the organism in Eukaryota, Metazoa, Chordata, Actinopteri, Perciformes, Percidae. The coding region runs from base 537 to 1391 and encodes 284 amino acids. Gene Ontology annotation, molecular function: phosphatase activity. The record is from RefSeq and is a predicted model, not a curated record. The transcript is spliced from 3 exons.